Miscanthus lutarioriparius is the source of this 732-nucleotide messenger RNA. Lineage: Eukaryota; Viridiplantae; Streptophyta; Magnoliopsida; Poales; Poaceae. The record is from the annotation of a GenBank genome assembly.
AUGGGUUCGUGCGUCUCCCGCUCUGGUACCGCGGCGACGUCAACGGCGGCGGAGUCCGUGUCCGUGUCCGUGCACGCGCUCACGGCCAAGGUCGUGGACCUCGACGGCUCCAUGGCGCAGUUCGCGGCGCCCGUCACGGCGCACGAGGCCCUCACCGCCACCGCCACCGCCGGCGGGGGCGGAGCAGCGCCGCCGUCGUCGCCGCCGCGCUUCCUCUGCUGCUCCGACGCGCUGGACUUCGACGUGCCCGUCACCGCGCUGGCCGCGCACGACGCGCUCCGUCCCGGGCAGCUCUACUUCGCCCUGCCAAUGGCCAUGCUCGGCCGGCCGCUGUCCGCGCAGGACAUGGCCGCGCUCGCCGUCAAGGCCUGCGCGGCUAUUGGGACAGCACAGGUCGUCGCCACCGCGGACGUGGCCGCGGCAGCCGGCAGCGUGCCGUCGUCGGCUCUGGACAGAAGCGAGGGCGCCGGUGCGGCCAGCAGCAGGCAGCAGAGGUGGCAGGCCACGGGACAAGUGGCGCCAGUAGUCGUCGUCGUGAGCGCAGACGCGCACGGCGAAUGGAAGAGCUACCCCGUGCGCGGCGGGUACACGGACGCGCGCAAGGCGGCGCGUGGCGGCGGCGGCGAGACGGUGGGGAAGGCGAGGAACGGAGUUGGCUACAAGCAGCGUGUCGCCCGUGAUCUUGCACCCGUGCAGAGGCCAAGUGUGAUCGUGGAAGCAGCUAGCGAGUGA